Molecule: messenger RNA, 321 nt
Organism: Penicillium olsonii
Lineage: Eukaryota; Fungi; Ascomycota; Eurotiomycetes; Eurotiales; Aspergillaceae
Source: the annotation of a GenBank genome assembly
AUGCCUUCUCCCCACCGGUAUCUACUGACCAUCCAUAGUGGGGGACUGGAAUUGCUGUUUGGUAAUGAGCGCAAGCACAAGGUGGUUCUGCCUGCUCAGCUAGAGGAUGGAAGCCCGCCAAACAUCUCAUACUUGCUUGGAUACCUUGUCGACAACCUCAUGCAGGACCAACGGAAAGACAUGUUUAUCAUGGAAGAUAGCGUACGACCGGGUGUGCUGGUUCUAAUCAACGAUGCCGAUUGGGAAUUGGAAGGUGAAGACGCAUAUGAACUUCAAGCAGGGGAUACUAUUGUCUUUGUGUCCACUCUGCACGGUGGUUAA